Adineta steineri is the source of this 1491-nucleotide messenger RNA. The record is from the annotation of a GenBank genome assembly. NCBI's taxonomy places the organism in Eukaryota, Metazoa, Rotifera, Eurotatoria, Adinetida, Adinetidae.
AUGUUAAUUUGGUUUAAUUAUCAUUUACAUAUUUUUCUUAUUUAUAUUUCAAUACGUAUUUCAAGUGAAGAUAUAUCUAGUGGUUGGCAGUCAUUCAUUCAUUUCUCUAGUUCAGGAUUUGAAUUCUCUCCUAUUGAUAUGGAAGCUCUUUUCUUACAGCAGACAACCGCGGAUUCUGUGGAAAUAUGUAGUCAGAUGUGUCAUACAACGGUACUUUGUCGCACAUUUGAUUUCGAUAUUGUAUCACGUCGUUGUCGAAUCUUUCAAGGUGAUUUAGACACUACAGGAUCAAUUAUUUCUUCGUCAUUAUCUCAAUCAGUUGUUGGAUCUAUCGAACUUGAUUCAACGCAGUUCGAUAGUUUUGGUAAAUCAUGUUUAUUUUGUCAAGGAAGUCGAUAUUUAAAAUGUAUCAAUUCAACAUGUCAAUGUCAAUCAAAUACUUAUUUUGAUGGAUCAAUUUGUCGAAGUCAAAAACUACUAGGAAGUCAAUGCAUCAAUGAAACAGACUGUCGUACAGAUCUCAAUUAUACUUGUUUACCACGUCUACAAUGUGGUCCAUUGUCUCUUCAAAAUGGUAGUACUGUUGCUGGAUAUGGAAAUGGUACAGCAGGUUCAGAUAAUAAUGCUCUCAAUAAACCAUGGGGAUUAGCCAUGGGUAUUGAUAAUUCGCUCUACGUCUGCGAGUAUGGCAAUAGUCGAGUCAUGCGAUUUCACGAAGGUUCGACAUUAGGUAUACGAGUUGCAGGUUCAGCUAGUGCAGGUACUGGUUCUAAUCAACUUUAUGAACCAUCGGUGUUGUAUGUUGAUGCAUCAUCAAAUAUUUAUGUGGCUGAUGACAUAAACUAUCGUGUAAUGUUCUGGGCCAAUGGAUCAUUAAGUGGCACCAAAGUAGUUGGAACAGGUUCUUACGGAUCAUCACUAAAUGCAGUAGCUGAUGUCUUUGGAAUCACUGUUGACUCCCAUGGAAAUAUUUAUGUAGCUGAUACAAUGAAUCAUCGAGUAACAAAAUGGAUUCCAGGUGCUACAGUAGGUAUAGUUGUAGCAGGUCAAAAUGGUAUAUCAGGUAGUCAAAGUAAUCAACUAAGUUAUCCAGGUGGACUCUUUCUCGAUGAAAUCCAUUCGUAUCUUUAUAUUGCUGAUGCUGGAAAUAAUCGUAUUCAAAGAAUAACAUUGGGUGGUUCAACAAAUGCUACUACUGUUGCAGGCGGAAAUGGGCAAGGAUCAAGUAACAUGCAGUUGAACAAUCCCAGAAGUGUGUAUGUUUCAAAAACUACAGGUGCCAUAUACAUAGCCGAUGAAGGCAACUAUAGAGUUACAAAAUGGGCUGUUGGUGCAACAAAGGGAGUAACCGUGGUUGGCGUUGAUGGACAAGCAGGAAGUUCUCCAAUGUUAUUCGGUGAUCCAACAUAUGUCAUACUUAAUCUGAACGAAACUCUUCUCUAUGUUUCUGACUAUGUUAAUCAUCGUGUGCAAAGUUUUAAACUCAUAUAA